AUUCUAGAAAAUUCCGGUACGGAAGAGUGCGGUGAACCGGCGAUCGCUCGCGUGCGGCUGCGAUUGAUUGUGUGAUUGUCACUCUGCGCUCAUACAACGUGUUUAAUUUAUCUUGCAAGUGCAAUCUUCUGUGAAAAAUUAUAAUUGUUUACUUACGACUGCAAUAAAAUAAACAUUUUCCUUAGUUAUGGCUGCAAUGUCUGUCAUUGGUAUUGAUUUCGGUAACGAAUCUUGUUACAUCGCGGUUGCAAAAGCAGGUGGUAUUGAAACAAUAGCCAACGAUUACAGUUUAAGGGGUACUCCAUCAUGUGUGGCCUUCUCACCAAAGAACAGAAUAUUAGGUGUAGCUGCGAAAAACCAGAUGGUUACGAAUAUGAAGAACACUGUAUUUGGCUUCAAAAGACUUCUUGGAAGAAAAUUUUCUGACCCACUGGUUCAAAAAGAGUUGAAACAUUUCCCAUUUAAAGUUGAACAGAGACCUGAUGGGGGUAUUGGCAUAAGAGUCAAUUACCUCGGAGAAGAUAAUGUCUUUAGUCCUGAGCAGAUAACUGCAAUGUUGUUUACAAAAUUAAAAGACAUAGCAACAGUUGCCCUGCAAACCCAAAUUAAUGACUGUGUCAUAUCUGUGCCCAGUUAUUUCACCAAUGCUGAAAGAAAUGCUCUUCUUAAUGCAGCUUCUAUUGCUGGCCUCAAUGUGCUCCGCCUAAUGAAUGAAACUACAGCCACAGCAUUAGCUUACGGUAUUUACAAACAGGAUCUCCCAGCACCAGAGGAAAAGCCACGCAAUGUUGUCUUUGUUGAUUUUGGACAUAGUUCCCUGCAGGUUGCAGCAUGUGCUUUCAACAAGGGCAAGUUGCGCGUUUUAGCUACUGCAACAGACCCUCAGUGCGGUGGGAGAGAUAUAGACAUGGCCUUGGCUGAACACUUUUGCCAAGAUUUCUUGACUAGAUUCAAGCUGGAUGCAAGAAAAAAUCAAAGAGCUUUCCUUCGUCUCCUACAAGAGGUCGAAAAGCUGAAAAAACAGAUGUCUGCUAACAGCACCCGUUUGCCCUUGAACAUUGAAUGCUUCAUGGAAGAACGAGAUGUUUCUGGUGAUAUGCAGCGAACUCAGAUGGAACAACUGAGUGCUGAAACAUUUAAUAGAGUUGAGAGAACCUUGAGGGAUCUGUUACAUAAUGCAAAACUAAGACCAGAAGAUAUCUAUUCUGUAGAGAUUGUGGGUGGAUCUACCCGUAUUCCUGCUGUCAAAGGAUUGAUUGAACAGGUUUAUGGAAAAACUGCAUCUACUACUCUAAACCAGGAUGAGGCGGUGUCUCGCGGUUGCGCCCUGCAGUGUGCGAUGCUCAGCCCUGCGGUGAGAGUGCGCGAGUUUAGCGUCACCGAUGUUCAGCCCUACGCCGUACAUCUCGCUUGGGACGCUGCCCGCGGCGAGGAUGGUGACAUGGAGGUGUUUCCGGCAUUCCAUGCAGCCCCUUUCACAAAGAUGUUGACUUUCUAUAGAAAAGAACCUUUCUCAGUCAGUGCUUACUAUUCUGGCCAAAUCCCCUUUCCGGAUACUUUUAUUGGUCAAUGGCACAUUAGAGAUGUCCAGCCGACUGCUGAAGGAGAAUCACAAAAGGUUAAAUUGAAAGUCCGUGUUAACAUUAACGGGAUCGUUACCGUAGCGUCGGCCUCGCUGGUUGAGAAGAAACAGGAUAACGCUCAAAACGAGAACAUUGAAAUGGAGAACUCUGAGAAUACACCACAAGAGGCCCCCAUGGAGACUAACGGCGGGUCCCAAGAGUCCCAACAGAACGGUCCAGAAAACCAAGAGGUGAGGCAAGAUGACACGGGGGACGAGCCGCAACAAAAACAAUCGUGGACACAGAGAGUAGGCCAGUGGUUCAGCGGGGAAAACGCUGACGACAAAAAGGACAAAUCAAAAGAGAAAACUAAGAAAGUAUUAGUGAAAACUGUUGAAUUGCCCAUAGAUGCUAGAACUCAUGGAUACACUCAGCAGGAACUCAAUACCUACAUGGAACAAGAGGGUAAAAUGCAAGCCCAAGACAGACAAGAGAAAGAGCGCGCCGACGCCCGCAAUGCUCUAGAGGAGUAUGUGUACGAGCUGCGAGGCAAGCUGUCGGAGGGCUCCGCGCUGCACGAGUUCGUGGCGGACGAGCAGCGCGGCCGGCUCGUCAACCAGCUCGACGCGCUCGAGCAGUGGCUCUACGACGAGGGCGAGGAUCAGAACAGACAGGUGUACAGUGACAAGUUAACAGAGUUGAGAACCGAAGGCGAGCCCAUCAAACAAAGGAGAUUAGAAUUCGAGCUUCGCCCUGGAGCACUUGACGAUUUCGCACUAUCGAUUCAGUUGGCCAAUAAAGCUAUUGAUCUGUACAAGGCCGGCGAUGCAAAAUACGCGCAUUUAACCGAAGCCGACAUCCAGAAAGUAUCCGAAGCAACGCAGAACGCGCUGAACUGGCUGGAGAAGACGCGCCAGACCAUCGCGCACACGCCGCGCCACCAGCCGCCUCCCACCACCACGCACCAGAUCCGUACCGAGAGACAGAACUUUGAGACAUCAGUUAACCCAAUUCUGAACAAGCCGAAACCUAAAGAGAAGACGCCGCCGCCGGCCACCAACCAGACGGCAGGUGACGGCGCGGCCAGCGACCAGCCGCAGGAGCAGAUGGACGUGGAAUGAGCGCCGCGCCACCACUCUCUCCCAUCGCAUGCACUCUCUUCUUGACAAUAGUUUGUCUUGCUCAUACCGCACGGUGUGGCAACACAUUACACAACUGCCGAACAUCCACUCCUUUAAACUAAGUUCGAUUCUCGUGAUCACAUCUCGUCAGUAAAACCGGGUCUCUAUUUCAAGUGAUAUCUCAUCAAAACAACUUGCUGAAGUCGACGAAAGCAGUUGAUCACGUAUCAUUAUUCAAAGUAGAACUCAUGGUCAAAUAGAACUAGUUUGAACCAAUUUUUAUACACUUCAUGGUACAUAGUUUUUUGAAAUAUGUAUUUGUACACCAUUUGUUUAUUAUUAAUGCGUGGGAGCCGCGUGUUGCUCAUAUUCGGACGAGUAUGGUAUAUAGUUAAUAUUUAUUUUAAUUCAAAUGUGACAAUGCGACCGAUCAAGUCCCUCGUAACUUAUAAUUAGUGUCCGACCGAAGGUCUAUUUUUGGCCGAAGCCGAAGCCGAUUAAUCGGCUAUCGCCACAACCUUCGGCCGAAGCCGAAGCCGAAGGUUUAUAUUCUCUCAGCACUCAGUAAUUAAUUUUGUUCAAUAUUGUCUACAAGCUACGGUCGCUCGGACCUUCGGCGAAACCUUCGGCUUCGGUCGGGUUUUGGGCCGAAGCCGAAAGUUUCGCCGAAGGUGGAUUUUUUGGCCGAAGGUGGCCGAAGCCGAAGCCGAAGCUUCGGUCGGACACUACUUAUAAUUCAGCAUUAUUGUUUUAUAGUCCGGUCACUCGAUUUCGCAUUUCUUAAUUGACAUAAUUCGAUGUAUUAAUUUAUACUUACAUAUUUUUGUUUUGAUUUGUACACAAAGUGCAUUUUACUGCUACUGGCAGAUUUCCUUCAUUGUGAUGUGAUAAAAUAAUGAAUUUAGUCACUGAAUAAAUUAAUUAGAAAAUUUAAAUACUACUUACAAAAUACUACUUAGAUAGUGCUUAUUUCUUUUUUUUUUUACUUAAUAUAUCAAUUUAUAUUUAUUUCCUGUUCUACUCCCACGAUAUAUACUAAGCACCAUAGUCCUCAGUUUACAAAUAAUUGAGAAUAGUCAAGAUUGAAUAAAAAAUGAGACAAGUCAUUGUCAUGUUUUUAUUGUACGUUCAUCUUUGAAGAUUCGCCUUCAGAAAUACCAAUAUUUAUUAAAGAAACUAAAUUUUAUCAGUAAUUCACUAUUACCAUUCCACAUUUUCUAAGUAUAAACACUUUCUAAGAAAAAUAAUACAAACAUUUAAUUUGUAAAACUUUCGGAAUACAUAUAAAACCACAAUAAUAUUUGUAUUCUAGUGAAAUAAAGAGGAACAUAAGUUUAUGUAAAAGUGCAAAGUUGUAUGUGUAAGUUUAUUUGUUUUCUUAAUUAGCACUAGCUUGAGUGCAUAUUUAAUUUGUGCUGUCAGAAAACUAAUAACUAAAACUAACUAUUGAUUUUAAUAUCAUUCACUUUAUAUUUACAUAUGGCCGUAGCUUAUUUUUUCAGUUAUAACUUGUCCUAUUUCCCAGUCAGAUAAAGAAUUUAAUUUCCGCAUUGAGGAGAGUUCAUAACUUAUAUGUAUCGAAACCUAUAUGUAUCGAAUGGAUUGCAAAUCUGUACUGUAUUCCAUAAAUUACUACCGUAUUAAGUUUGCCUGUUUGGCCUAUAAAUUGUACAUUUACAAAUAAAUGGUGGAACCAUUACUAUGUUAUUGUGCAUUUCUAAUGUUAAAGGCUUAGUAAAUUAAUGAUUUAACUUC
Molecule: messenger RNA, 4438 nt
Organism: Amyelois transitella
Lineage: Eukaryota; Metazoa; Arthropoda; Insecta; Lepidoptera; Pyralidae
Gene: Hsc70Cb
Product: 97 kDa heat shock protein
Exons: 15
Coding region: 188-2683 (831 amino acids)
Biological process (GO): protein folding
Cellular component (GO): cytosol; nucleus
Molecular function (GO): ATP-dependent protein folding chaperone; ATP binding
Source: RefSeq, a predicted model, not a curated record